This is a messenger RNA of Danio aesculapii, 1405 nucleotides long. RefSeq names its product golgin A7 (gene golga7). The transcript has 6 exons. Bases 72 to 503 code for a protein of 143 amino acids. Gene Ontology annotation, cellular component: palmitoyltransferase complex; Golgi stack. Gene Ontology annotation, biological process: protein targeting to membrane; peptidyl-L-cysteine S-palmitoylation; Golgi to plasma membrane protein transport. The record is from RefSeq and is a predicted model, not a curated record. Lineage: Eukaryota; Metazoa; Chordata; Actinopteri; Cypriniformes; Danionidae.
AAGGUUCCUACCGGACUGUAUUUUGAGGAGGACGAGGAGGCUGAAUAACAGGAAGAGGAGAAGCAGCCACUAUGGCGGAGACGCACAGCUUGCAGGACCUGCGGCAAGCAGCCGUCGCCUCCAAGGUUUUCGUUCAGAGAGAUUACACCUGUGGCACCAUCUGCAAGUUUCAGACCAAGUUCCCAGCCGAGCUGGAGAGCAGGAUUGACAAAGUGCAGUUUGAGGAAACCAUACAGACCUUGAAUAAUCUCUAUGCAGAAGCAGAGAAGCUUGGCGGCAGGUCGUAUCUGGAGGGCUGUUUGGCCUGUCUCACUGCAUACACAAUCUUCCUCUGCAUGGAAACACACUAUGAGAAAGUGCUGAAGAAGAUUGCCAAGUUCAUCCAGGAGCAAAAUGAGAAGAUUUACGCUCCUCUUGGGCUUCUUCUGACCGACCCCAUUGAGAGGGGGCUCAGGGUCGUGGAGAUCACUAUAUUUGAGGAUAGAAGUAUUGGUUCAAGAUAAAACACACCAAAGGUAAGGAUCAUGUUUGGAACGUGAUUGCUGGCCUGCUGGACUCAGAACCUGCUUCUCCAUCUCAUGAUAUCACAACCCUACUGCUUUAAAUGUAGAUAGCAUCAUUUUUUUAUUAUUAUUUUUGUUUUGGACAGAGGGAGAGAGUGAAUUAUAUAAUAUAUCUUACAGAAACUCUCCAAAUCAGCUUUCCCUCAGUUAGCUGCUUUCCGAUGUCUUACUUAAACAGAGUUCUUUUUAAAUCCAUGUUGUGCCAUGUAAUUUUAUAUCGCAUCGUUUGAUUUCUUUACAGCGCGUUUCCCUUCUCUUGUUUUCUGUAUAUACUUGUCUUGAAUGGGAAGUAUAGAUUAAGUGCACAAUGUUCUGCCACAAUACAGUUGCAUAUUAUUAGGAUCUUUUGUGACUGCGUUUCGUAUUAACAAUUUGUUUUCGAGAAAUUCGAUCAAAUAUGUGCUUGUUAAAACGUCUAUACAUACAUAAAGAAGCUUUGAAUGUGUACGAAGAAAUUUGAGAUGGAUAAUUAGUUUGUUGUAAUUAAUGAAUGCAAGUACUAAGUUUAGCUGUUUUACUAAGCUCCAUUCCAUUCCCCUCUUCGAAAAACAGCUUGUGUUUUCUAUUUUAACACUACAUUUGACUCUAUUUACCAAUGAACUACUGUACUUUUAUCGGGGUCUGCAAUAUAAUCCUUAUUACAAACAAACGCCAUCGAAUCCUUAAAAGGCAUGGUUUGCAUUUAAUAUUGCAUCUCCAGCUUGUAUUUCAGACUCUUGUCAGUUCGACCUGUUUCUUGCGUAAAUCUUUUUAUCAGUGUUGUAUCAUAAUGUCUUUUUUGAAAAUCUUUUGACACUUAUUUAAAUGUAUCGUACAAUAAAUAGCGUUUUCUUGAACAAAUU